GCCCAACCCAACAAUGCGACUUCCAAGACUCAGCGAAGGGUGUGUCAUUUAUUUGACAAGAUUGUCACGUUAUGGGAAUAGUCUACACAGUCGACUUAAAAUUAAGAUUCUUAGCAACCAUGAAAUACGGAUUGCCGCACAACUGCUGGUAAAGCAUAUACCAAAAAGUUUAAAGGUAUAUGGAUUUCUGUUCGCUCUGAACAGAACCGAAGGGAGUAGACCUCCGACGGUGAUCUCAGUGGACGCCUGGCCGGAGCUGAACGUCAUCGUCAGCCGUACCCAAACCGAGAACAAGAGAGAUCCAAAGGAACGGGUUUUAUUUUUCAGCAAGGAUGAGCAGAUUUUAUCGACUAUUUUAAAGGAACAUGACGUCGUUGACUGGACUGCUUCUCUCAGUUUUGCAGAUUCCAGAUCCAAUCUUAGAACAACUCAGGUCACAGUCAAUGUCAAUGUUCGGCUUUCUUUCUCCUACAGGAAUAGACAACACUUAUUCUCCACUGUUGAAAGACAUAUCCUCUCAAAGAGGCAGCAGCUUCAGGAGCCUAUGCCAUGCGCAUGUAUUACAUUUGACAGAACAGAACACAGUGAGGAUCACUUUAAGAUUUCCUCUUUGAACGACUCCAACGUUGAGUUGGUCAACAAAACUUGGAAGUUCGGAGGGCAUGAGGAUGUAGGCAGACACAUCAAAAAGAUGAUUGGCAACUUUCCCUCAUGUUGCAUCAUCGAUGAAUAUGGACAACCCGUUUCCUGGAUUAUACUGGAUGAUUUCUGUACCAUGGGCGGCAUGCUUCACACGCUACCAGCACACAGGGGCAAGGGCUACGCCAAAGCCUUGGUGAGCUGCAUGGCCCGGAAACUCCAUGCGCAGGGCUUUCCAGUGUACUGCUUUGUGGAGGAGGAGAACGCAGUGUCCUACAAGCUCUUCACGAACCUGGGCUUUGUUGAAGAUCCGUCAUACAGGGCUGCCUGGUGGGAUUGCAACUUCUGAGGAUUUCAAUUGUGUGCUUUUUUUUUGUAUUCUCGAAUUGCUUUGAAUCAUUUCAAUUAUUUAAUAUAUGGAUUAAGUUGGGUUUCAGAUACAGCCAUCAAUGGGUUUACAUUUGACAAAGCAUAGCAUUUAUCGAGGGCACAUGGUCGACGGCCAUGUGAAUUACACUCUGGAAUCCAGGCAUCAAGAGGGUCUGUAGAGGAAGACACACUUUAUAACGGCAUGUCAGAGAUUGACAUUGCUUCUUGUAUACAUAAAAUACCAAAGCUUGAAUAAAAUGGCAUUCACUGGCAUGAAAUAUUUCAGUUUUAAAUUUGAAAUAAUAAAAAUAAAAAGGCAUUGAAAACAUUUGGUUAAACAAACGUUUAAUAUUGAUGAAAAUAUUGGCCUUUAUAUAAAAAAAAUCUUCUCAUGAAUAAAAUACAACUACAUGUAGUAAUCUCAUCAUGUUCAAUUCCCUGUACCCAAAAAUAUCCAUUUGGUUAGGAAUGUCCAAUCUAAAAUGUUGACCUCACUCAUUCCUGCUCUCCAAAGUUCUCUAGGCUCAACAAACACUUUCACCAGAAUUUCAAAAGCUGUUUUGAGCCCAGGUGAUGAACGUGUCCUGAGCCAUACGGUAUACCUGGCUGUAGGUCACAACAGGCCACUAAUUCCAUUGUUAAUCUGCUUGAGGAGAAAGACAAUUUGGCCGGUUUAUCAAAUUGAACUUAUUUGAGCACUUCUUGUUAGCUCUUAUAGCUUUUCUGUGUUGUUAGAUAUAUUAUAUUAUACAAUUUCAAAGGGUGUAAAAAUGUUU
Molecule: messenger RNA, 1784 nt
Organism: Gadus macrocephalus (Pacific cod)
Lineage: Eukaryota; Metazoa; Chordata; Actinopteri; Gadiformes; Gadidae
Product: glycine N-acyltransferase-like protein 3
Cellular component (GO): mitochondrion
Molecular function (GO): glycine N-acyltransferase activity
Source: RefSeq, a predicted model, not a curated record